CCUGAGGCGUAUAAACGGGAGACAGACGAAGAUUUCCUCCUCUCCGUGUGUGCAGACUCAGAGCCUGACCUGUUAACUUGUUGGUGGUGUAAGUUUGAAGCGCUUGAAUCUGAAACCAUGGCCCAGGACAUGACUCUGCUGUGGGGCUCCGGCUCUCCUCCCUGCUGGAGGGUCAUGAUCGCCCUGGAGGAGAAGAACCUGCAGGGCUACAACAGCAAACUGCUCUCCUUCGACAAAAUGGAGCACAAGUCCCAGCAAGUGUUGGAUAUUAACCCCAGAGGACAGGUUCCCUCCUUCAAGCAUGGAGACCUGAUCAUUAACGAGUCCUACGCUGCCUGCUUUUACCUUGAGAGUCGGUUCAAGUCCCAGGGAACCAAGCUGAUCCCCGACGGCGCCGAGGAGCAGGCGCUGAUGUUCCAGCGCACGUUUGAGGGCCUCACCUUGUACGAGAAAAUGGCCGCGGUGAUUUUCUAUACCUACUACGUUCCUGAAGGGGAGCGGCUGGAGGCGGCUCUGAAGAGGAACGAGGAGGCCCUGGUCGCUGAGCUCAAACUCUGGGAGGGUUACCUGGAGAAGCUGGGCUCUGGCUCUUACCUGGCAGGAAAGUCUGUUUCCAUGACAGACGUGGUCGUUUUCCCAACUGUUGCCACCCUGUUCAGAUUUGGGCUGUCCGCUGAGCGCUACCCCAAACUGGGAGCGUACUACGCUCUGAUGAAGGAACGGCCCAGCGUCAAGGCCAGCUGGCCUCCUCAUUGGCUGGAGAACCCCAAGGGACAGGACACCCUGAAGGACAUGUGAAAUGGACCGCUUCCUGUCUCGCAUAUGAAGAAAUAGAAAUGGGAGAACACACUAAUCAUAAUGACUAACACAGAUUUAGGUGGCAUUCCAGGGAAUUGUUGCAGCUUUUGUUCUUUUCCGAGUCAAAAUCGUCCAUUUUCGGUGCCUUCUGGAUAAUUGUCGUGACGGAAGGUGAUUUAGUUUCUGCUGCAUUGUGCAGAAAAUAUUUUAGCACAGGAGCUUUCUGUAGAGCCUUGCAACACAAAUCCUGCACCCUGCAAUAAAUUGUGGCCAUAAUUGAGAGAUGGUUCAAAUUUCUCUAAGUUCAGUGUGUUUUAAAGAUGUUCAAAGUCUGACUGGAUGAGAUAAGAUGCCUCGUUGGAGAAGAUCCACGUUAUCUACUAUCUGGUUAAUCAUUUCAAAACCAUUUUCAGAAAGUGGUUUGCACUGCACACAUGUUCGGUGGUGUUGUGACUUUGCAUAAAUCUGUCCUUUAAAAUGCCGUCCUUUGCAUAGUUUUGCUUUGCAUGUUGAGUGCUCAGCCUGUUUGAGAGCCAGCAGUGUGCUGGAUGUAGGUCAGUGUUAAAAAUCUCAUUAAAAGUGAGUUUGUACCGCUA
Molecule: messenger RNA, 1394 nt
Organism: Fundulus heteroclitus (mummichog)
Lineage: Eukaryota; Metazoa; Chordata; Actinopteri; Cyprinodontiformes; Fundulidae
Product: glutathione S-transferase A
Exons: 6
Coding region: 118-798 (226 amino acids)
Biological process (GO): glutathione metabolic process
Molecular function (GO): glutathione transferase activity
Source: RefSeq, a predicted model, not a curated record